Pocillopora meandrina is the source of this 3523-nucleotide messenger RNA. Lineage: Eukaryota; Metazoa; Cnidaria; Anthozoa; Scleractinia; Pocilloporidae. The record is from the annotation of a GenBank genome assembly.
AUGGUGGCAGGGUGCUGUCGCCUUCCUAGAAAUCUUCGUCGAGUAAUCUGGCAACGCUCGAGAAGAUUUGUGUAUCUCAGUACCCUUCCACCAGUAGUAUGGCUUCUAUUUGUUCUGUUUGAUACAAAGUAUUACGUCUGUGCAAAGCUGGGUUCAUUAGAGACUCGACUUAACAAAACUACGCCAGAUGAACAUCCUGAAAUCUUAAGCGAGUUCGAAGCUGCUAACACAGAGUCCCAGGUCAUUGGAUUUAUUAUGCUGUCGAUCACGAUGCUUUUUGCAACGAUAUCAAUCUCCGUCGAUCGAUGUUGUUCCAAGUCCGACACAGCAAUCAAAGAUCAACAGGAAUAUGAACAUUAUCUGGCCGAAGAAGAAAUCAGGUUGUUUAACCAAAAGGUGGAACCUUUAGCAAAAGAACAAGCUAAGGUACACGUCGAAGCUUUGUUUGAGAAAUACAGAGAGACAGGCGACAAUAAGGAGAUGAUACGUCAGAUAUCAAAACACAUAGAAGAGGAAUUCCCUUGGGCGCCAACCUUCCAAUCUUAAAUUGGUAUACAAUGUAAAAUCAUGUUAACUUUGAUAUUCGUGAUAUCGACCUUACAAUCAGGGGCAACCUUUACCAAGAACAACUAAUUCAACGCCAAAAUUCUUACCAGCGAAAGAUCACCCGUGGCCACGAGGCAUCCAAAUGAAGCGCUUUAUUCAUAGCUCCGCCUAAAUUAACAUUGAACUCUCGCGACUUUCGCAGCAGUACUGCGAUCUGUAUUCAUAGAUCGCGUUUCUCAAGUCCUCACUCGAACAUAACUAGUGCUUGUUUUCGCCAAAGGAAGGUUUUCAGGGCAAGCAACAUCAAAAUAAAGGAAAAUAACCACGCUUUCGCAAUUUCAAGUUUUUCCCGUCCAUAUUUCGAAAACAGCCGAGCUUUCGAACUGCGCGUUAUUUCAUGACGUCUUGUCUGUAACAUUGCGCUUUCGUACUUUUUGUGACGUCAUAUUAUGUUCGUUCGUAAAAAGUUUUUUAUGUUAACAUCACAUCAAGAAAUAGUGCAUAACCCGAACAUGCCUAAAACGCCUUUUUGGAGAAGCUCAGCUUUUUUCUCUCUAUAGGACAGGUGGUUAAAAAACCUUCCCUCUAGUGCGAUCACAGGGGAAAAAGCUCGGAGAGCUCAGGAAGCUAUUUUCAUGCUCACCUCGACGACAGACACAGAAAAGGACCUAUUAAUUAUCCACAUUCGCAAGCAAUAAUAACUCAGUUAUCCACAUCCGCAAGCAAUAAUAACUCAGACCGUGAUUUUAAUACAAUGAUAUAACUUGCUUUCGAUAAGAAAAAAGAAAAAAACUUCCCGCCUUGAACUGUAAUAUCUUUCUCUUAAUCACCAUAUGGUUAUCAUUUUCCUUCCACAAAUGUAGAUGCUUUCUGUUUCGUCAAGUAAAUUCUACUGGAAAUAACUCCUCCUUAGUAAUCUGUGUUUUCGGUUUUGAGGUAUAUUUUGUGUACGGACGGUAAUGACUCUUAGUCCCCUGAUUCAGGAAUCAAUUAUGGUUAUUUUUAGGUAUUUGUGAAAACGAAAAUGUCUGAGACGAUCAACAGUCAUCCCUUUACAGAGGAAAAAGAGAUCAGUUUCAAGAGGUCAAGUAACACUAUUUCGGGUCAUUUUGUCAUUGUACCAUUUGGUCCAAAAUGGAAAAAUCAAUAUCAGAUGAGAUGACCGAUUUACAUCCAUAAACAAACUAAUGUAAAAUUUUAGAACAAUUAGUAGAGAAACAUGGGUUAACUUUAACACGGGCUCUCAGGUUUUAGCGUUGGAAACGCACGAUUUGUUCAGACAGUCUCGGUUUUUUGGAUUUUUCAACUGCGCCUCUCUAUUUGUUUGUUUUCUCAAAAAGUUCAAGAUAAACGAUUUCACGAAACAAGCUUAUUAUGUUGAUAUUUUAAAUUGAUGUAAUCUGAACAGCUGAUCGGUCUCAAAAAAGCAAAGUAGAACGGUCAAUUUUCAAUAACGGAUAUUCUACACUCACGUAUUCGUUCAAAACCUUUCCUCCUAACUCUCAUUCAUUGUUUUAUUUCUAUUUUAUCCAUCAACAAACAUGUUUUAGCGAAAAGGGACAUAAAUGUAGCUUAGGGAAGUGGCAAAGAGACUUUCGUUUUCAUGUCAGGGACUUUCGGUGACUGACGUCAAAGUCUGUUUGCGAUCGUGGGGAGUUGGGUGGGGCAUCUUUUUCUUUCUUUGUUUCACAUCCGGUUGGAACAUGACCUUGCUUAAACAAAGAACUCUUUUCAAACUGACCGAAACUGAAAGUUUCAAAACCUUUCGAAACACUCGCAAUAUAAAUCAACUUUCGCUCGUAGUGUUUGUAUUCAUUAAGUUAGCGUCUUUCUGUUGACAACGCAGUUUCGUCUGAAUCCUUAAUUUCGCCUCGUCUUCUCAGAUAACAUGAACACCGUCCUUCCCUCCUUUACAGGACUAUUCAAAAGGUCUCGUCGAUCACUGAUGUACGGUUCUAUAGCAGCUGUGACGAUUGGCCUGGAGGGGUUCUUUGAAAGUAUCGUGUUUAGCUGUCCUUGUGAAGGACACUUCGCUUACGGACUGGCUUUUUUGUGGGCGCCGGCCGUUCUCCUGUUUCUCAUUGGAAUCCUGGUAGAUAGAGACUUAUGGAGGCAUUCGAGAAGGAAUUCUGUCACAAAGAAGGAAACCAAGCCUUUCACCCGCCGCCAUCUCAAAGCGCUCUUAACGAUAAUUGAUGUAUUAGUGCGAGCAUCCAUCGCUCCAGUCGCUUGGUUGAUUUUGUCCUUUCUACAGCAGCAAUACUAUACAUGCGCGUUUUUCGGUCCUCCUCUGACCAGUGGAUUCACCGCGAGAAAUACAACCGAAAAAUGCUCUUUUAAACUCGACUUACGCACUAGGUUGCAAGAGGAGCACUACAAAACCCGUAGCCAAAUAGCAGGAUGGUCUCUAAUGCUGGUAGCCAUGUCUGUUCUCUUCACCACAAUCUGUAUUCGUCGAUGCGUUCGGAAGGGAAAACAUCUUAAAAUACCAAGUCUUGAUUAUUAUCACCAUGUUGAAGCAAAAGAGGCUUUGGAGCAUUAUCACAAUGAAGCGAAAGAACUUGCCAAAAAGAAAGCAAAGAAGGGGAUAGACGAGCUAUUUAAAAAGACAGAAACGAAAGAAUUUAAUUCCCGUCUCCAAAACAUUGCAAAAGAAAUCCAAGAUACAUAUGGGUGUUUUUUUAUCAUACCGCCAGAGAGUCCCACUUACACCUCCCCCUCGACUGCACCAAAGGACUCUCCUGAAUUUCCUUCGCAUGCCUCGCCUACUGUGAACCACAGUCUUGUAUCAGAUGGAUCUGAAGUGAAAAACGAAGGAGAAAAACAUGGUCUGUCGUCUGCUACCAACACACCGCGUUUAUCCCCCACUUGUCAGACGGCGUAUAUAAGUUACAAAGGGCACACGAAGCCAGCAUUCAACAGACAAAACGCCAGUAGUAGAAGCCAGAAGGAAACAGUGUCCGAAGCCGCUCUUUGA